AUGGCUGAUAUUGACGUUGAAAAAGUUCUUUCUGAAUUGACUCUUGCCGAGAAGAUUGGCUUGACUUCUGGUUCAGACUUCUGGCACACCUACAAAGUUGAAAGAUUAGGUGUUCCAUCAAUUCGUGUUUCAGACGGCCCUAACGGUGUUAGAGGUACCCAAUUCGUGAAUGGUGUUCCAGCAGCCUGUUUCCCAUGUGGCACUGGUUUAGCUGCUACCUUCAACAAGGACUUGCUUUUCAAGGCUGGUGCUCUCAUGGCUGAGGAGGCCAAGCACAAAAGUGCUCACGUUAUCUUGGGUCCUACCACCAACAUGCAGAGAGGUCCAUUGGGUGGAAGAGCGUUCGAAUCUUUUUCAGAGGACCCUCAUCUUGCUGGUAUGGCAUCUGCCUCUAUCAUCAAUGGUAUGCAAGACAGCGAUAUCGCAGCUACUCUCAAGCAUUACGUUGGUAACGACUUGGAGCAUGAGCGUAACGCUUCCGACUCUAUCAUUACGGAGAGAGCUUUGAGAGAGAUCUACUUGGAACCUUUCCGUUUGGCCGUCAAGUAUGCAGAUCCAAAGGCUUUCAUGACUUCCUACAACAAAAUCAAUGGUGAGCACGUCUCACAAUCUCACAAGUUCUUGGAAGAAAUCCUUAGAAAGGAAUGGGGCUGGGAUGGUUUGGUUAUGUCUGACUGGUAUGGUGCAUACACAGACAAGGAAUCUAUCAAGAACGGUUUGGACUUAGAGAUGCCUGGUCCAUCUGCCUUGAGAAAUGCUACCGCAAUCUCUCACAUGAUUAGCUCUAGAGAACUUCACAUUAAAUACUUGGAUGAUCGUGUUCGUAAUGUGUUGAAUCUCAUCAAAUGGUGUGCGAAGUCUGGUCUCGAAGAGAGAGGUCCACAGGAUAGAGACAAUGACACACCCGAGACAAAGGCCUUGUUGAACGAGAUCGCAAGCGAGUCCAUUGUUCUUUUGAAGAACGAGGACAAUAUUCUUCCACUUAAGAAGGAUGAGACGAUCGCUGUUAUUGGUCCUAAUGCCAAGUACUCCGCAUACUGUGGUGGUGGAUCUGCUUCUUUGCUUGCUUACUCCACCUCCACUCCCUUUGAUGCUAUAACUGAGAAGUUGGGCAAGGCUCCAGAAUACGCUGUUGGAUGUUACGCUCACCAGGCUCUUCCAGGUUUCGCAAUCUCGGCUUUGACUAAGAACCCUGUCACCGGCGAACCGGGUAUCAACUGUAAGUUCUACAAUGAACCUUCUGGUACUGCUCAGAGGGAUCAGUUUGAUGAGUUCAACAUCUGUCAGUCCCCAAUGAUUUUGUUCGACUACAACCACCCAAAGAUCACUGAUGAGAUCUACUACAUGGAUGUUACUGGAAUUGUAACACCGGAGGAAUCAGGAGAAUAUGAGUUCUCCUUGAUUGUCACAGGUACUGCCCAAUUGUUCGUUGAUGGAAAGUUGGUCAUCGACAACAAGACAUCCCAGGUUCAAGGUGAUGGUUUCUUCGGUACUGGUACCAUUGAGGUCAAAGGAUCUGUUCCAAUGGAAGCUGGCAAAAGCUACGAAGUCAAAAUUGAAUUUGGCUCCGCAAAGACCUCUCCUCUCUCGAGACAGGCUGUUAUUACCUUCGGCGGUGCCUUGGGUAUUGGUAUGGCUAAGAUCAUUGACGACCAGGAAGAGAUCGAGAAGGCCGUUGCCUUGGCCAAAUCGGUUGACAAAGUUGUGUUGCUGAUUGGUUUGAACUUCGAGUGGGAGUCUGAAGGUUUUGACAGACCUAAUAUGGACUUGCCAUUGUUGACUAAUGAUUUAGUCAAGGCAGUUUUGGAAGCUAACCCCAACACUGUUAUUGUAAACCAAUCUGGCUCUCCAGUGGAGAUGCCAUGGUUGUCCAAGUCUAAAGCCUUGGUUCAGGCUUGGUACGGUGGUAAUGAGGCAGGUAAUGCUAUUGCAAAUGUUUUGUUUGGUGAUGUCAACCCAAGUGGUAAGUUGUCUUUGUCCUGGCCACUUAAGAACGUCGACAACCCAGCCUACUUGAACUUCAAGACCGUAAAGGGUAGAGUUUUGUACGGUGAGGAUAUUUAUAUUGGUUACCGUUACUAUGACAAGUUGCAAAAGCGUGUUGCCUUCCCAUUCGGAUAUGGUUUGUCUUACACGUCUUUCGAUAUCACUGACUUGAAGGUGAAUGUUGAUGAGACGAACGAUAAGUUAAUCGCCUCCGUUCAGGUUAAGAAUACUGGAAAACUUGAGGGUGCAGAGACUGUCCAGUUGUACGUUUCUCAAAAGGAGCAGACAGUUGACCGUCCAAUCAAGGAGUUGAAGGGCUUUGAGAAGGUGACCUUGAAGGCCGGUGAGCAGACUACUGUUUCUUUUGAACUUUCCUUGAAGGAUUCUGCAUCCUACUGGGAUGAAUACCAGGAGCAAUGGAGUCUCGAUGCUGGUUCCUAUGAGGUGCAAGUUGGUAAAUCAUCUGAUGACAUUGUGUUAUUUGAAGACUUCAAGGUUGAGAAAACAAAGUUGUGGGUUGGUAUCUAG
Messenger RNA from Sungouiella intermedia, 2514 nucleotides. The record is from the annotation of a GenBank genome assembly. NCBI's taxonomy places the organism in Eukaryota, Fungi, Ascomycota, Pichiomycetes, Serinales, Metschnikowiaceae.